Molecule: messenger RNA, 5253 nt
Organism: Chanos chanos (milkfish)
Lineage: Eukaryota; Metazoa; Chordata; Actinopteri; Gonorynchiformes; Chanidae
Product: AT-rich interactive domain-containing protein 1B-like
Exons: 20
Coding region: 1-5253 (1750 amino acids)
Biological process (GO): regulation of transcription by RNA polymerase II; chromatin remodeling; positive regulation of DNA-templated transcription
Cellular component (GO): brahma complex; nucleoplasm; nBAF complex
Molecular function (GO): DNA binding; nucleosome binding
Source: RefSeq, a predicted model, not a curated record
AUGGAACCAGUCCCACACUCUCCUGAUGGGUACCAUGGUAAUCAUUACGGCCAUCACACCAGCUACCGACAGGGCUACCGUAGCGUGAGCUAUGGGACUAUCGCGUCACAUCAGGACAGUAGUGUGUUGGGCCAAAACAUGAACUCUGCACCUAGUCACGGCAAACCAACACUGUUGUCCUCUGUUAAUAAUGCUGGAGGUUAUCAGAGAGGUCCAACACAGAAGCAACACCCUUCAGGAGCGACACCCACUUUAAAUCAGUUACUUACAUCCCCAAGUCCGCUGAUGCGCAACUACGGCAGUGGCUGUCAGGAAUUCAACAGCUCUGCAGCUCAUCCACAGACCAUGGGGCUGAGCAAAGACUUAAGUUCUCGACAGCGCUCCGUAGUGCAUGGCUGGGGAGGACAAAGAAAUCACCUUAGAACGAGUCCAGGAAACAGUGGACAAGGUGUCAACGGACACCAGGGGCUGGGUGGGGGCGUUGUCUCUUUUGGAUCUGUGGAUUUCAUGGCAACAAAGCGUUCACAAGUCUAUGGAUCUGGCAACAACCCUUAUUCCCAACAAAGUGUCCCUUAUCCUAGUCAGCUAUAUGGAUCACGUACAUCACCCCGAUAUCCAAUGAAAACACAAGGUCGGGGUCAGUUGGGCAUGGAUGGAAUGCCGUACUUUCAACAACAGGCAGCUCCUCCAUUUUGCCACCAAGGCAUGGGCAGAUACUGCAAACCGGACCAGCCACCGUACCUCAGCCAGUCCUCGCAAAAGCUCAUGGCCCCCACACAACCCCUUUACACUGAGUCAAAGACCCCUUCACUGCAGGCCCCUGAAGAGAGCUAUGGAAAUAAGAACCAUUCUACAAGAUCUGCAGAGAAAGCCAACCCUGAAGAAAUGGGCUUGAUUCAACAGGACCACACCCUGAGCGUGCCAGACCAGCAUGGCUCCUCAGAUGAAAUGCCCACAGACACAGAGGCUGGGAUCCACUCAAUGGUCAAUUUGUCUGGCUCCACCACCAGCCAGGGCGAACAGGGUAACCCAGGCCAAUCGUCUCUCUCCCCUCACACAUCACCACAACUCUCUGGUGUACCCACAGGACCCUCGCCUUCACCUGUGGGAUCUCCCUUGGGCACGAAUCAAUCCCGUUCCGGUCCAAUUUCCCCCAGCAACAUCCCAGGGUUCACGCUUAACGUGCAAAAGAGCCAAACGCAUUGCGGCCCCCAGCAGUCCGGGAGCUCUGCAUCACCAAACCCCCCUCUGGGAGGUCAGAUGCGACAUGGGAUUGACUCCUAUCAGCAGGGUAGCUUCACUUUCUCUUGCGGGCCACAGGUUGACCAGUGUGGCCCCAAAGGUAACUGUACCAAAGCACCCAGCUAUGAAAGUAUACCCAGCACCAAUUACAGUGGGCCAGGUCCUGGCUCCAACAAUGGCCAAGGUAUAAAUGCUAUCAGCACCAUGCAUGGGCAGGAGCCUGAGCAGUCUGUGCCCAUGAGGGGUAAUGCCAGCUUUGGAAACCGGCAUUUGAGUGGCAUGGCACCCAGUUCACCCAGAGCCGUUGGGAUGACUGAAGAUGGGAUGAUGGCUGCUGAGUCAAAACAGAAAGCAGACAACAAGGAGGAAGAACCCCCCAAAAUCAAGUCAGCCACACAGGACAGCUCUCAGUGUAUGUCCCCCCCACCGUCCUCCCUGUCAUCCAGUUCAGGCAGUCUCUCCCCGCACCAUACUGAUGACAGUGACGGCAUGGACAGUCCAGCCUGGCCUAAGAUUCCCUCCAGCCCGAAGUCAGGGGCUGGCAUGCUUACUGAUGUAAAGAUCUCUCACCUAUAUGAGAUGGGUGUAGAGCCAGGAAGGAGGGUCUGGGUAGAUCGCUUUCUGUCCUUCAUGAAGGACAGGGGUACAGCUGUCCCACACCUGCCCACCAUUGGCAAAAAACCUCUGGACAUCUACAAACUUUACAUGGCAGUCAGAGAGCUCGGGGGCUUGGCCACGGUAAAUAAGAACAAAAAGUGGCAUGAGCUUUGUUGUACUCUGAGUGUGGGUACAGCCAACAGUUCAGCAAGCUCUCUGAAGAGACAUUACAUUCAGUAUCUGUUUGCCUAUGAGUGCAAGGUAGAGAGAGGAGCAGAAGCUCUGUCUGACUCCAGCCCCAUGGCAGAAAAGAAGAUGGAGCAUAACAUCCAUCCACCAUCGCCUGUUUCGCCUCAGGACCUCCACAAUCCUCAGGCUACAGUUAGUACUUCCAUGGCUGAGAUGCCAUCUGACUCACCUCACACCUCAACAGUUUCAUCGCAGAGUCAGAUGAAUCCUCUGUCUGACAACAGGAGCAAUUCCAUUAGCAUACAAGACCCAUUUUCAGAGAUCAGUCAACCAGCGUUCCAGAAACACAACUUUAUAACUGCUGGAGGCCCCCGUCAGUCAGGCCUAAAUAUGGACCCGGUGAUGAGAAUACAGUUUGACAACAAAGAUCCUUUUGCUGGAAUGAAGAAGGGUGUUCGGGAAUCCUACAUGACUGGUGGCAUGCAGGACAGGUAUAGCAGGGGUACCUCUGGCAGAAACAUGCCUGGACUGAGUCAGCAUUCACAGUAUCCCUAUGGACCAGGGCAUGACAGGAGACAUGAAGGCUACAGUCAGCAGUACCCAGCUAUGCCAUAUGUUGUUCACCCUGCAGGAAUGUACUCCCAGCAUCAGGAUACAGCAUUAAUGCAGGGAUACAAGAGACCUCUAGAUGGGAUAUACAGUCCUCCUGGGAAGAGACAUGAAGGGGAAGCCUACAACUUUCAUUAUGGCAGCCAGCAGCUAGAUAUGUAUGGUCAAUGUUCAGUAAGCUAUCUUGGCUCGGACCGCCAACCAGUGCAGGGUCUCUACCCGUACGGUCAAGACCUGAUACAGACUACUUGUCAAGGACUCCAGCAGCAGCCUCAACACCACAGGAUGAUGAGCAGGGGGCCCCUUCCUCCAGUGAAUGUAGCUGAAGGGCUCCAGCACAACUUGUGGCCCCCUAGGACAGACAUGUCCUAUACGUAUCCCAUUAGAUGUGGUCAAGGGUUCCCCAAUCCAGGCAUAGGACACAGGGAUGAUUUAGAGGACAUGCGGGCCAUUCAGGAUAGUCAGUGGCCUGGGCAUCACUGGCAGUCAUCAUUUGUGCCUUCCUCUUCCAGCGCCAUGAUUAUUCAACAGCCUCUUUCCUCAAACCAGUCACCAAACCACCUAUCCUGUGUUCCAAGCUCAGCGGCCUUGCAGAGCCCAUUUGAGGCACCCAUUUUGCCCAACAAAUUUUCCUGUAUGUCCUCCAUAAAGAUGCCAAAGAAGGGUAACUCUAUUCCAGGCACUGAAGGCACUGGAUCUUCAGGGCAGAUGCGACCCAACUCAUGUCGAGACCUUAACUACCCUGUGGGUUCUGUGGAGGCCACGCAGCCUCUCCUGAAACCACAGCAUAAAAUUACCUCAAAAGACACUGGAACUCCAGAGGCCUGGAGGGUAAUGAUGUCACUGAAGUCAGGUCUGCUGGCAGAGAGCACAUGGGCUUUGGACACUAUCAACAUCCUCCUCUAUGAUGAUAGUACUGUUGCUUCCUUUAACCUGUCACAGUUACCUGGGUUCUUAGAGAUCAUUGUUGAGUACUUCAGAAGAUGCUUGAUUGAGAUCUUUGGGAUCAUGGAGGAAUAUGAAGUGGGCAGUGCUGGACAGAAGACACUGUUCGAACCAUCUAAUGACCUCAAAGUAGAAGACUGCCCUCCAACUGAGUCGCCAGGGUCAAGAGAGGAGGUGCACAAAGACGAAGUUAUGGUAAAGAAGGAACAAGAAGUGAAGGAGAUAGAGGCAGAACAGACAGUUGAGGAAAUUUCACAGACUACUAGAGGACAAUCCUGUGUCAUGUCUGAGCCCAGACCCAAACAAGCCAGCAAAUAUGAUAAGCUGCCUGUAAUGAUUGUGUCCAAAGACGACUUCAUAGAGGACGUCUUGGAUGAUUUUGACCAUGUACAGGAAUUCAGUAGCGGACUGCUUCACUGGAAAGCGGGAGGUGGAGACACCACAACUCACAUCCAGACACACUUUGGGAAUCGGGGGGAAGCUCCUAUUCAGCAGGUAAGGUUAGUGACUGCCAAAGUUAAGGAAGAGAAAAUAAAAAAGAGUGUUCUGACCCCCUUAGGCAAAUUGCUGUGCACCUGUUCAAAGACCCUCUUGGAGAAAAACAAGUCCUCUUCCUCCUUGAGUGAUGCUUCAUAUCUGUCUCACCAAAGCCAGCAGCAGAUCGGUUUGCUGGAGGAUGAGCCGUGUUCUUUUGACAAGUCUCCGCUAUCCACCGUGACCGACUGGCAGGAUGGACUUGCCAGACGUUGCCUCUGCAUCUCCAACAUUAUUCGCAGCCUAUCAUUCAUACCUGGCAAUGACAGUGAGAUGUCCCAUCACCCAGGACUGGUGCUGAUCCUGGGAAGGCUGCUCCUAUUGCACCAUGAGCAUCCCAAAAGGAGAAGGAACAUGCCUAUAUGUGAGAGAGAGGACGUAGCACAGGAUGAACAAAGUCUGGCCUGCAGCAAGGACGAGUGGCGAUGGGACUGCUUGGCCAAGUUGAGAGAGAACACACUGGUCACGCUGGCCAAUAUCGCCGGUCAGUUGGACCUUUCUGUAUACCCAGAGAGCAUUUGUCUGCCUAUACUGGAUGGUCUGCUACACUGGAUGGUUUGCCCAUCAGCAGAGGCUCAAGAUCCCUUUCCUUCUGCAGCACCAUGCUCACUGCUUAGCCCCCGUGGGCUGGUGCUUGAAAGUCUUUGCAAACUCAGUGUGCAGGACAACAACGUGGACUUAAUCCUGGCUACCCCACCCCUGAGUCGUCAAGAAAACCUUUUCACCACACUAGUACAGUAUGUAGGACACCGUAAGCAGCAGGUCUACCGUGAGAUGGCAGUAGCCACUCUCUCCAAUUUAGCACGUGGUGAGUCCACAGCAGCACGCGGCAUUGCCAUGCAAAGGGACAGUAUAGGCAACCUCAUAGGCUUCCUGGAGGAUGCAAUAGCCAUGACACAGUAUCACCAUAACCCACACAGUAUGCUGCACAUGGGCCACUCACCCAUAGUGCCACCCAGUAGAAACAUGAUGUGCCAUUGUGCCACAGCAUUGCUAGCAUUGGCUAAAGUACCAGAGAACCAUCCUGGGUUUAUUCUUUAUGAAAACAGACUCUUAGACAUUGCUAUGUCAUCUGCACUCAACUCUGGUAUUUCAGCCAUUAUCUGUGACGUACUCUUUCAAAUAAGCAAGUCAUAA